Messenger RNA from Naegleria lovaniensis, 1326 nucleotides. RefSeq lists its product as uncharacterized. Lineage: Eukaryota; Heterolobosea; Eutetramitea; Acrasida; Naegleriidae. The transcript has a single exon. The record is from RefSeq and is a predicted model, not a curated record. Bases 1 to 1326 code for a protein of 441 amino acids.
AUGCAACAACCACCCGUUCAAUAUCUCGACAAUUCCAUUCAUGUUUUAAACAUUCCAGAUCAGAACAAUGCGAAAUUGGAACUUUAUAUUUUUUAUACCUAUCCCACUGCGUUUGUGGGGUCGAAUGUCUUUUCAGUCCUUUCGAAAUGUGGAGUCAAACAAAAUCAAUAUUUUCAACAAGUUGUCAAUGCAACUCAGUAUUUUAAUUGUAAUUUUACAUUGAACAAGGGUUAUGCGACUACUUUGGAAGUUUACUCCAAAUCUGGAAAUUUCACAGAAGGAGUGUAUUUUGUUGAGAUUGGACCUUCGGCGUAUUUGAAAUUAAAAGGAAUUAAUGACAUGACGGCUCAGUUUGAAAUUAUUGUCUACUCGACGGAUGGUUUAUCUGAAAUUUUGAAAAAACCUGCAAAUUUGUUACAACCUCCAAAUACAGAACUUUAUGUGAAUAUUACCAUUCCACCCAUUGCAGUGAUUGAUCCUUCGAAUCCACCUGCAUUGGAUGCACUCACUGGUCAACCGUUCAUUCCAAUGGGAGCUAAUUUUGCAUUAAACGCUCGAUUGGGUGGUAAGGUACCAAGAGGAACCACGUUGAGAUACAAUUGGCAAUUUACCAAAGUAGAAUCAGAUUCAUUGGGAGCUCUUGAUUUAAUGCUUCGAAAAAACAGCAGUCUUCCUUCGAAUUUUGUCAACACUUUACAACCCAUGAUACAAGAAAAUUCACUUGGAUUUUCAAGUAUUGUUUUAUCUCAAGAUAAGGACAUGGAAUUGCAAUCUCUGUAUAAAGUGAGCUGCUUUGUGACGGAUUUGAGAAAUAGAAUUUUAACGAAAAGUUCCAUUUAUUUGAGAACUCCAAGAGAUUUCUAUUUACGGAAUCUAGCACAAGAUCCCAUGAGUGUCUUUCCAAAGAAUGCAUCCUUUACACAACUUUUCAGAUUUUCAGGACAAAACAUCCAAUACGCAGAUUUCACUUCUCCUUCGACGGUUUUAUAUGCCUAUGGAUAUUUAGAUCCAUUGAUGGUGAAAUCGCUCACUAUGGAUGUUUUGAGAAAUCGAUUUUCAGAAAUUCCCAUGUCAGAAUUAAUGACAGUUGCUGUGAGAGUGACCGAUUUCUCCACCAAUCCAAUUCAAUAUGCAUAUUUACCACCUAGUUUUAGACAAGUUCCAGGACAAGCAGCUCCAAAUAUUACAGUAGAUUUCGACUCGAUUCAUUACAGUUACAAACAUCAACUUGUCAUGUUUGUAAAGAUGCAGAUCAAUCCUUUACCAAAAUAUUUCUUUUACGAGAUGCAGUGUGUGUAUUUCCAACAGAUCUCAAUUCAGUAUUGA